GAGGAGGAGAGCAAAGACGUGAUUACUUCAGAAUUUAUUUAAGGGCCGGUGGAAACCACUGCAGCAGCUUCCAGGGGAAGCCCUUGUUCCAAAGGAAGAGGAGGUGGAGGCUGCCAAGGAGGAGGAGGGGAGGAGACACAAAAAGGAGGAGUAGCAACCGCUUGCAUGAGACAAGGAUGCUCUAGCAUCCUCACCCAUUCCCAGCAGGGAAAUGGUCCAGGACUGCUGGGUGUGAGCCUCACCUCUCCUCCAGCCGAGACUGCGGUUGUCAGUGAUCCAUUGAAGAAACAGGACCUGAUAUAAGAGACAUUAGCAAUGAUGUGCGAAGUGAUGCCCACGAUCAAUGAGGACACCCCAAUGAGCCAGCGGGGGUCCCAGAGCAGUGGCUCCGAUUCAGACUCCCAUUUUGAGCAAUUGAUGGUCAAUAUGCUGGAUGAAAGGGACCGUCUAUUAGACACACUUCGAGAGACCCAGGAAAGCCUCUCACUUGCCCAGCAAAGACUCCAGGAUGUCAUCUAUGACAGAGAUUCCCUGCAGAGGCAGCUGAAUUCAGCCCUACCUCAGGACAUCGAAUCACUAACAGGAGGGCUGGCUGGUUCUAAAGGGGCGGAUCCACCGGAAUUUGCUGCACUGACUAAAGAACUGAAUGCUUGCCGGGAACAACUUCUAGAAAAGGAAGAAGAGAUCUCAGAGCUGAAAGCUGAAAGAAACAACACAAGACUAUUACUGGAGCACUUGGAAUGCCUUGUGUCACGCCAUGAAAGGUCACUAAGGAUGACGGUGGUGAAACGACAGGCCCAGUCUCCCUCCGGAGUGUCCAGUGAGGUGGAGGUUCUCAAGGCUCUGAAAUCUUUGUUUGAGCACCACAAGGCCUUGGAUGAAAAGGUAAGGGAGCGACUGAGAGUUUCUUUAGAAAGAAUCUCUGCCUUGGAAGAGGAACUAGCUUCAGCUAAUCAGGAGAUUGUCGCCUUGCGUGAGCAAAAUGUUCAUAUCCAGAGAAAAAUGGCAUCAAGCGAGGGAUCCAGAGAGUCAGAGCACCUGGAAGGGAUGGAACCUGGCCAGAAAGUUCAUGAAAAGCGUCUAUCCAAUGGUUCCAUAGACUCAACAGAUGACACCAGCCAGAUAGUCGAGCUACAAGAGUUGCUUGAAAAGCAAAACUAUGAAAUGGCCCAAAUGAAGGAACGCUUAACAGCUCUUUCUUCCCGAGUGGGAGAAGUGGAACAGGAAGCAGAAACAGCAAGGAAGGACCUCAUAAAAACGGAAGAAAUGAACACAAAGUAUCAGAGGGACAUCCGCGAGGCAAUGGCUCAAAAGGAAGAUAUGGAAGAAAGAAUCACAACCUUGGAGAAACGUUACCUCAGUGCUCAGAGAGAAUCUACCUCUAUUCAUGACAUGAAUGAUAAGCUAGAAAAUGAAUUGGCAAACAAGGAAGCCAUCUUGCGACAGAUGGAAGAAAAGAACAGGCAAUUACAAGAGCGUUUAGAACUGGCUGAGCAGAGGCUACAGCAGACCAUGAGAAAGGCCGAAACUCUGCCGGAAGUGGAGGCUGAACUGGCUCAGAGAAUUGCAGCCCUAACAAAGUCUGACCCAACCUCCUCUACCUCAUCCGAUGAUUAUCAAUAUGUUAUGGAAGCUAAACUCCAAGAAAUGAUCUCCAUACGUAGGAAGGCUGAAGAAAGGCAUGGAAAUAUUGAAGAACGUAUGAGACACCUCGAGGGUCAACUGGAAGAGAAGAAUCAGGAACUUCAAAGAGCUAGGCAAAGAGAGAAAAUGAAUGAAGAACAUAAUAAAAGGUUAUCUGAUACCGUGGACAGGCUUCUGACAGAAUCCAAUGAGCGCCUGCAACUGCACUUGAAGGAAAGAAUGGCCGCGUUGGAAGAAAAGAAUGUUUUGAUUCAAGAAUCAGAGACCUUCAGAAAAAAUCUUGAAGAAUCUUUACAUGAUAAGGAACGGUUAGCAGAGGAAAUUGAGAAGUUAAGAUCUGAACUUGACCAAAUGAAAAUGAGAACUGGCUCGCUAAUUGAACCCACUAUAUCAAGAACGCAUCUAGACACCUCAGCUGAGUUGCGGUAUUCAGUUGGGUCCCUCGUGGAUAGCCAGUCUGAUUACAGGACUACGAAAGUAAUCCGGAGACCCAGGAGAGGCCGUAUGGGUGUGCGAAGAGAUGAGCCGAAGGUGAAAUCUCUUGGGGAUCACGAAUGGAACAGAACUCAGCAAAUUGGAGUCCUAGGCAGCCACCCAUUUGAAAGCGACACUGAAAUGUCCGAUAUCGAUGAUGAUGACAGAGAAACAAUUUUUAGCUCAAUGGAUCUUCUCUCUCCAAGUGGUCAUUCCGAUGCUCAGACUCUAGCUAUGAUGCUUCAGGAACAAUUGGAUGCAAUCAAUAAAGAAAUAAGGCUAAUUCAAGAAGAAAAGGAAUCUACAGAAUUGCGUGCCGAAGAAAUUGAGAACAGAGUGGCUAGCGUAAGCUUGGAAGGUCUGAAUUUGGCAAGGGUCCAUCCCGGUACUUCCAUCACUGCCUCUGUUACAGCCUCCUCGCUGGCCAGUUCAUCUCCCCCGAGUGGACACUCAACGCCAAAGCUCACACCAAGAAGCCCUGCCAGAGAAAUGGACCGCAUGGGAGUCAUGACCCUGCCAAGUGAUCUAAGAAAACAUCGGAGAAAGAUUGCAGUGGUGGAAGAAGAUGGACGGGAGGAUAAAGCAACAAUUAAAUGUGAAACUUCUCCUCCCCCAACGCCCAGAGCCCUCAGAAUGACUCACACACUCCCUUCUUCCUACCACAACGAUGCCCGGAGCAGUUUAUCUGCCUCUCUCGAGCCAGAAAGCCUUGGGCUUGGCAGUGCCAAUAGCAGCCAAGACUCUCUUCACAAAGCCCCUAAGAAGAAAGGAAUCAAGUCUUCAAUAGGGCGCUUGUUUGGUAAAAAAGAAAAGGCCCGACUCGGGCAGCUUCGGGGCUUCAUGGAGACUGAAGCUGCAGCGCAGGAGUCCCUGGGCUUAGGCAAACUUGGAACUCAAGCCGAAAAGGACAGACGAUUGAAGAAAAACACACCGGGGCAUGAACUUCUUGAAGAAGCUCGUAGAAAAGGAUUACCUUUUGCCCAGUGGGAUGGACCCACUGUGGUUGCUUGGCUGGAGCUCUGGUUGGGAAUGCCUGCUUGGUACGUGGCAGCCUGCAGAGCCAAUGUGAAAAGUGGAGCCAUCAUGUCGGCUUUGUCGGACACGGAAAUCCAAAGAGAGAUUGGAAUCAGCAACCCUCUGCAUCGCUUAAAGCUCAGACUAGCCAUUCAGGAGAUGGUUUCCCUCACGAGCCCUUCAGCUCCUCCGACCUCGCGCACUCCUUCAGGCAAUGUCUGGGUGACCCACGAAGAAAUGGAAAACCUUGCAGCUCCAGCAAAAACGAAAGAAUCUGAGGAAGGAAGCUGGGCCCAGUGUCCGGUCUUUCUACAGACCCUGGCUUAUGGAGAUAUGAAUCACGAGUGGAUUGGAAACGAGUGGCUUCCCAGCCUGGGGUUGCCUCAGUACAGAAGUUACUUUAUGGAAUGCUUGGUUGAUGCAAGAAUGUUAGACCACCUCACCAAGAAAGAUCUUCGUGUCCAUUUAAAAAUGGUGGAUAGUUUCCAUCGAACAAGUUUACAAUAUGGAAUUAUGUGCUUGAAAAGAUUGAAUUAUGAUAGAAAAGAAUUAGAGAGAAGACGAGAAGCAAGCCAACAUGAAAUAAAAGAUGUUUUAGUGUGGAGCAAUGAUCGAGUUAUUCGCUGGAUACAAGCGAUUGGACUUCGAGAAUAUGCAAAUAAUAUUCUGGAGAGUGGAGUGCAUGGCUCACUUAUAGCCCUCGAUGAGAACUUUGACUACAGCAGCUUGGCUUUAUUGUUGCAGAUUCCAACACAGAACACCCAGGCCAGGCAGAUUCUUGAACGCGAGUACAAUAACCUGUUGGCCCUGGGAACGGAGCGGCGACUGGAUGAAAACGAUGACAAGAAUUUCAGACGCGGCUCAACCUGGCGAAGGCAGUUCCCUCCCCGUGAAGUCCACGGAAUCAGCAUGAUGCCUGGGUCCUCAGAGACAUUACCAGCUGGGUUCAGGUUAACUACAACAUCUGGGCAGUCAAGAAAAAUGACGACGGAUGUUCCGUCAUCAAGACUGCAGAGGUUAGACAACUCCACGGUUCGCACAUACUCAUGUUGACAAGCCACUCAAAGGAGACAGCGCUAACCUGCUAUGUCAUCUUUUCAGUAUACCCGACCUAAAGUGCACUACUGCCUACAAAGACGAAGGGAGAAAGCCUUUACGAAGACUGAAUUCUAAGGAAAUAAUAUAAGUAACAGUUUACCAAACAUUAAACACGUGAUUUUGGGGGGAGUCAGAUAAUAAGUUUGGUUAGUUUCCUAUGAUUGUAAUAAAACGCUUAAGUCAUCUGAAAUACGAACAUCACCCACAUCAUAAAUUCUGUACAUCCGAUGCUUUUAUGAGAUGGAAUUACUUGUUUUUUCAUGUUGUAAUAUAAUAGGCAUUUAUGUAUUACUGUGUAUUAUUUCUUUUUAAAUGUGUAAGUCUUCUGUAAAUGGAUAUAAAUAUGAUUUUUUAAAAAAUAAAAUAUAUGGUUCAUGGA
Messenger RNA from Microtus oregoni (creeping vole), 4609 nucleotides. It is a transcript of the gene Ppfia2, whose product is annotated as PTPRF interacting protein alpha 2. Lineage: Eukaryota; Metazoa; Chordata; Mammalia; Rodentia; Cricetidae. Bases 316 to 4185 code for a protein of 1289 amino acids. The transcript is spliced from 35 exons. Gene Ontology annotation, molecular function: protein binding. Gene Ontology annotation, cellular component: presynaptic active zone. The record is from RefSeq and is a predicted model, not a curated record. Gene Ontology annotation, biological process: synapse organization.